AAAGAAAAACUCGACCCAAAUAAUAUGUGACGCUUGUGGGGACAGCGAAUCACCCCUGACAACCUACUGCCGAGACUGUCUCCAUUUCAUCUGUGACUCAUGCGCUUCUUCCCAUUCUAAAAUGAAACUCUUGAUGAAAGAUCACCGUACAGUUCCCCUGGACAAGAUUGAGAACGGGACUAUCAAAAUCAAGUGGAUGGAAGAGGGCUUGUGGAGAAAGGCACACGAGUGCGAAGAGCAUGGCGGUGAACUGCGGAGAUUCUACUGCAGGACCUGCAAGAAACGUAUCUGCAGGGACUGUAUAGUUCUCGACCAUACCAAACCUGACCAUGACUGCACCACAGUGCAGAAGAUGUUUCAGGAAACAAAGGAGAAGUUACAAGAUCGUUUGAAAACCUGCGAGGAAAAGGAGGAACAUGUGAGCACAAUGUUAAAUGAUGUGGAUGCACGAGAAACAGGAGCAAACCAGAAGUUUCAUAAGAUGAAAAAAAGUAUUCGGGACCAGAAGUCAAAGGCUGUUGACAAUUUGGAUAAAGCAGAGGAAGAACUUUUGCAGAAGGUUGACGUGUUGGAGGAAAAGCUUAACGUCAAACUACAAGCUUUCAGAGACAAUAUGAACACAACAAAAGAAAAUCUCACGAGGGCACAAUCAAAGGCUAAAGAGGUUGUUUCAGCCAAAGAGGUUACUGACAUAUCUAGAGGUCCCUUCUUACCUGAAGAUGUUCUCAAAGAACUCGAAGAAUUGAUCGCGUCAGAUGUCACUAUGACAAUUUCUGUGGAUCUCGUGGCUUUGAAAUCUACCAUGAUAGAAGGAUCGAAGAUGCCAGAGCAAAUGGCGCGCUUUGCCAAGCUGUCGUUGUCGCGUGUUUGGCGAGAGACUCUGAUGUUUCCGAUUCCUGAUAAAGACAUUGUGAACAUUUUCUCCGAUGGAAAGGCAAUGUACGUUGCUUGCAAGAAGGUGAUUUACAAGAAACUGUUGUCUAGCGAAGCCAAACCGUCCAUCUGGUUGAAUCUUCAACUUAAUGCAAGCAUCAAACAGGUGGUAGAUGUGGCCAUAUCAAUGAAGGACCAAACCUUCUCUUUCAUUGCUGAUACCGACGCAGCUUGCACGCAACUCUACAGGUUGAAACUGGAAGAUUUCCCAAAAUCGGAUGAACACACAACGGUCCCACCAUGUCCUCUGAAUCCCAGUGCAAGACUCACUGUUGAUUCCCAGUCCCUCAUCGUCGUUGCCGAUAACAAGCCAGCCAUAUCAAGUUCAAGUCAGACAACCUCAUCAGAGUCCGAACCGGUCAGCGAAACCAAACAGAAAAAACCGACAUCAUCUCCGGUUGUAGAAGGCUCUCAGACAGUAUCUGCUAUCGGCAGUGCCAAGUCUCUAAGCAAGGCAGAAGGCACCCUCUCUCCUUCGGAUUCGAAAGGAAAGGAAACGAGGCCGGAUAUCCCAAAAGCAGGAUCAGACAUCUUCACAAUAUCCACGAAAAUCUAUAGGGAAAAAACUGAGAAAAGCUCGUCUCAGUUAUCUUCAGAUAAUUUCGAGGUUCCACUUGAUAGGGUUAGAAGUCUUGCUGCGGCGAAGACAGGUCAGUUGGUGUUCCUGCGCGGAGACAAGAAAGCCGUCAUCAUCACUGACAAAGACGGGAGAGUCCAGCUUGAAAUCAAGGAGCCUGGCAGGAUGUACUUGUCCAUCUCCUGCACAGAGAGUGACGCCCUCUACGUUCUGUCCGCCUUCUGGGGCAGCCACAUCGUCACGCUCGCCAAGCAUUCCUUGGAAGAUGGUGGUCCCCUCGAGUACAUCAUCGACGAGCUCGACGUGUCGGCAGACUUCCAGUCAGACGAGUGGCCAGUCAUUGGUAACUAUGGAAACGACCUCGUGAUCAUGCACACGGGGGAUGGGAUUCGUGUUUUCUCGGCAGAAGAUUGGGAUAUAUUAGAUGACAAAGACGCCAAUGGCCAAGACCAAGAUGACGAUAAGGAGGAGGAUGUUUAGGGUGUUGAAUAAGGAUUCCUGGUUUUAAUGGAGAUAAAAUCCAAUGCAUAUUCAGAAUAUGGAAAAGUUUUAACAGGGCAAAGGUUAUAACAGGUAAACAGUAUGUUUCUUUUAUGAAUACAAUCAAAUCUCAGCCCGUUUUACCUUCAACAUUACAGAUAUAAUCGGUGACCAGUCAACAAUUUUAACGUGACAUACUUACAUGCAUUAGUCAUAUAACGUUUCACAAUUAUUAUUACGUUCAAAUGCACCUUCAAUUAGCAAAAUUAAUCUGGAAAUCAUCAGAAGAGGUGAUAUCUCUUUCAAAGAACAAAUAACAUUUGUGGGGUUUUAUCUCUUUAACUUGAAGAUCUAUCAUUCUAUACUUUAAGAGUCUGUAAAUACAGCCAAGGAGCAUCAUGUGCCUUUAAUAAUAUCAAAGUGAUAUCUAUUACCAUCCAUUUUCUAAAAGUGUAUGAUAGUGCGAAUGUAAUUCAGUGUAAAAAUACAUGUUUAUUUCAUUUGAAAAGUCAUGUGGAAACAAGGUAAUGAUGACAAUCAUUUCAAUUUUCACACGUGAUGCAUUUAUGUUAGUCUUUCCUAUAUAAAAGGAGCCGAGAUAUGUUCGGGCUUAUGAUGUUUAUAAAUGCUGAUACUGCCAUUGAAAAAUGGUUUCUCGAUAUUGAUGUAGUAAAAAAAAAUAUAUUAGCCUACUUAUGUACAUAAAUAUCUAAACUUUGAUGAGAAAAUCACUGUUAUAUUAUCACAUUUUCAGUAGAAAACCUUUAAAACAAGACACCCUUUCUUCUUCAAAAUUUUGAUUUGGUUACUGCUCGUAUAAUGAAUUAAAACCAAUAGAUAGAGGUAAGCAAAUCAACAUGAUUAGAUUUUAUAAAACGCAAGAGCAAAAAUAAGAGUUUUGCCGAAAUCGGACACAUGAUAAGAAAGUAGUGAUUUGUGUUAAAGAUAUUUUUUUUAAGUAAGGGCAUAAAAACAAAACUUUGAUGUUAUCGCAAGACUGAUACCCUUUCUUUGUGUAUAUAGUUUUAUCAAAGAUUUCCAAUUUGUUUCGUUCAUGAAACUGAUUUCUUUAUGCAUUUGUUUUUGUGUGGUAAAUAUGUAAUUGCAGAUACGGAAAAAAGUAAAAUAUUUUGGAUGAAUGACUAGGCCUAUUUCAAUUAUCUAUAGUUUAAGUAUUUUAUUGCGAGGGAGGGAGAAACCUAGCUAGAAAGUUUGUAUUAGUUCACAUUUAUUAGAGUCUAUAAAGCGUAUUAUGUCCUUUACUCAUUGUUAUUUCACUAAAUAAUUUGAAUUUUACUAAAUUUUGAGGGAUGGGGCAACC
Molecule: messenger RNA, 3311 nt
Organism: Strongylocentrotus purpuratus (purple sea urchin)
Lineage: Eukaryota; Metazoa; Echinodermata; Echinoidea; Camarodonta; Strongylocentrotidae
Exons: 2
Coding region: 122-1990 (622 amino acids)
Biological process (GO): positive regulation of DNA-templated transcription
Cellular component (GO): nucleoplasm; chromatin
Molecular function (GO): ubiquitin-protein transferase activity; zinc ion binding
Source: RefSeq, a predicted model, not a curated record